This is a messenger RNA of Orcinus orca (killer whale), 5962 nucleotides long. RefSeq names its product ATP/GTP binding carboxypeptidase 1 (gene AGTPBP1). Gene Ontology annotation, biological process: C-terminal protein deglutamylation; proteolysis; protein side chain deglutamylation. Lineage: Eukaryota; Metazoa; Chordata; Mammalia; Artiodactyla; Delphinidae. The transcript is spliced from 26 exons. Gene Ontology annotation, molecular function: zinc ion binding; metallocarboxypeptidase activity. The record is from RefSeq and is a predicted model, not a curated record. The coding region runs from base 1674 to 5384 and encodes 1236 amino acids.
CCCGUGUCCCCUUCAUCGGCAGGCAGACUCUCAACCACUGCGCCACCAGGGAAGCCCUCUAGCUUUCUUUUGAUUUCCAUUUGCAUGGAAUAUCUUUUUCCAUCCCCUCAUUUUCAGUCUGUAUGUGUCCCUAGGUCUGAAGUGGGUCUCUUGUAGACAGCAUAUAUAUGGGUCUUGUUUUUGUAUCCAUUCAGCCAGUCUAUGUCUUUUGGUUGGAGCAUUUAAUCCAUUCACGUUUAAGGUAGUUAUCGAUAUAUAUGUUCCUAUUACCAUUUUCUUAGUUGUUAUGGGUUUGUUUUUGUAGGUCCUUUUCUUCUCUUGUGUUUCCUAAUUAGAGAAGUUCCUUUAGCAUUUGUUGUAGAGCUGGUUUGGUGGUGCUGAAUUCUCUUAGCUUUUGCUUGUCUGUAAAGCUUUUGAUUUCUUCAUCAAAUCUGAAUGAGAUCCUUGCCGGGUAGAGUAAUCUUGGUUGUGGUUUAUUCCCUUUCAUCACUUUAAAUAUGUCCUGCCACUCCCUUCUGGUUUGUAGAGUUUCUGCUGAGAAAUCAGCUGUUAACCUUAUGGGAGUUCCCUUGUAUGUUGUCAUUUUUCCCUUGCUGCUUUCAGUAAUUUUUCUUUGUCUUUAAUUUUUGCCAAUUUGAUUUUUAUGUGUCUCGGCAUGUUUCUCCUUGGGUUUAUCCUGUAUGGGACUCUCUGCGCUUCUUGGACUUUGGUGGCUAUUUCCUUUCCCACGUUAGGGAAGUUUUUGACUGUAAUCUCUCAAAUAUUUUCUGGGGUCCUUUCUCUCUUGUCUCCUUCUGGGGCCGCUAUAAUGCGAAUGUUGUUGUGUUUAAUGUUGUCUCAGAGGUCUCUUAGGCUGUCUUCAUUUCUUUUCAUUCUUUUCUCUCUAUUCUGUUCCGUGGCAGUGAAUUCCACCAGUCUGUCUUCCAGGUCACUUAUUCGUUCUUCUGCCUCAGUUAUUCUGCUAUUGAUUCCUUCUAGUGUAGUUUUCAUUUCAGUUAUUGUAUUGUUAUCUCUGUUUGUUCUUUAAUUCUUCUAGAUCUUUGUUAAACAUUUCUUGCAUUUUCUCGAUCUUUGCCUCCAUUCCUUUUCCGAGGUCCUGGAUCAUCUUCCCUAUCAUUUUUCUGAAUUCUUUUUCUGGAAGGUUGCCUAUCUCCACUUCAUUUAGUUGUUUUUCUGGGGUUUUAUCUUGUCCCUUCAUCUGGUACAUAGCCCUCUGCCUUUUCAUCUCCUUUAUCUUUCUGUGAAUGUGGUUUUUGUUCCAUAGCCUGCAGGAUUUUAGUUUUUUUGCUUCUGCUGUCUGCCCUCUGAUGGAUGAGCCUAUCUAAGAGGCUUGUACAAGUUUCCUGAUGGGAGGGACUGGUGGUGGGUAGAGCUGGGUGUUGCUCUGGUGGGCAGAGCUGAGUAAAACUUUAAUCCUCUUGUCUGCUGAUGGGUGGGGCUGGGUUCCCUCUUUGUUAGUUGUUUGGCCUGGGGUGACCCAACAUUGGAGCUUAUCCGUGCUCUUUGGUGGUGCUAAUGUCGGACUCUGGGAAGGCUCUCGCCCAGGAGUACUUCCCAGAAAUUCUGCUGCCUGUGUCCUUGUCCUCACAGUGAGCCACAGCCACCCCCCACCUCUGCAGAAGACCCUCCAACACUAGCAGAUUAUCUGCAAUGGUGAAAUGAAGUAAUUCAAGAUGAGCAAGUUAAAAGUGAUACCAGAGAAAAGCCUUACCAAUAACUCUCGGAUUGUGGGACUCCUGGCUCAGCUGGAGAAGAUCAAUACUGAAUCUACAGAAUCAGAUACUGCCAGAUAUGUUACAUCAAAAAUUCUUCAUCUGGCUCAGAGUCAAGAAGAAAACUUUUUUUCCUACUUUUCAGAAAAAACAAGGAGAGAAAUGACAGCCAAAGGUUCUACAGGAAUGGAAGUUCUGCUGUCAACAUUAGAGAAAACGAAAGAUCUUCAAACUACACUUAAUAUCUUAAGCAUUCUUGUUGAGCUGGUGUCAGCUGGUGGAGGUCGAAGAGCGAGUUUCUUAGUCUCCAAAGGUGGUUCACAAAUAUUAUUACAGAUACUUAUGAACGCCAACAAAGAAUCUCCUCUGAAUGAGGAGUUAAUGGUGCAGAUUCAUUCCAUUCUUGCAAAAAUUGGACCGAAAGACAAAAAAUUUGGAGCGAAAGCUAGAAUUAAUGGAGCUCUAAAUAUAACCCUGAAUUUGGUCAAACAGAAUUUGCAGAAUCAUCGCUUGGUUUUGCCUUGUCUUCAGCUUUUACGAGUAUAUUCUGCCAACUCUGUGAAUUCUGUAUCCUUAGGGAAAAAUGGAGUUGUGGAACUGAUGUUUAAAAUCAUCGGACCAUUUAGUAAGAAGAAUUCCAGUCUUAUGAAGGUUGCUUUAGACACCCUUGCUGCAUUGCUAAAAUCAAAAACAAAUGCCAGGAGAGCUGUAGACAGAGGAUAUGUCCAAGUCCUUUUAACAAUUUAUGUAGAUUGGCACCGCCAUGAUAAUCGGCAUAGAAACAUGCUCAUUCGAAAAGGAAUUUUACAGAGUUUAAAAAGUGUUACAAGCAUCAAGUUGGGAAGAAAAGCAUUUAUUGAUGCCAAUGGGAUGAAAAUUCUUUAUAACACUUCACAAGAAUGUUUGGCAGUCAGGACCCUUGAUCCUCUUGUCAACACCUCCAGUCUGAUAAUGAGGAAGUGUUUCCCUAAAAAUCGCCUGCCACUCCCAACGAUUAAAAGUUCUUUCCAUUUCCAGUUACCAGUUAUUCCUGUGACUGGACCUGUGGCCCAGCUCUACAGUUUACCCCCUGAAGUGGAUGACGUAGUAGAUGAAAGUGAUGACAACGAUGAUAUUGAUUUAGAAGCUGAAAAUGAAACCGAAAAUGAAGAUGACCUAGAUAAAAAUUUUAAGAAUGACGAUAUUGAAACGGAUAUUAACAAACUAAAACCCCAGCAAGAACCAGGACGAACAAUAGAAGAACUUAAAAUGUAUGAACACCUUUUCCCUGAGCUUGUUGAUGAUUUUCAGGACUAUGAUUUAAUCUCCAGAGAACCAAAAGCUUUUGUAUUUGAGGGAAAAGUACGUGGCCCUAUUGUUGUUCCCACGGCAGGAGAGGAAGCGUCUGGGAAUUCCAGCAAUUUAAGAAAAGGAGUUGUAAUGAAGGCGACUGUGUCUCCUAAAGGAGAUGAAGAUAAUAAGAAACCAGCCUGUGCGGAUCUGGCAGAAGAAGACAUUAAAGAUAAUGACAGAACAUUACAACAGCAGCUAGGUGAUCAAAAUAGAACUAUUUCAUCGGGCCAUGGCUUAAACAAUGAUAUUGUGAAGGCCUUGGACCGAAUUACAUUGCAGAAUAUUCCUUCUCGAACAGCCCCGGGUUUUACUGCAGGAAUGAAGAAGGACUACAGUCUCCCUGUCACUGCCCUUACAUGCGCUAAUGCAUGUUCACACGUGGCUACUUGUGGGAAUGUUCUGUUUGAGGGAAGAACUGUUCAGCUAGGCAAGCUUUGCUGUACUGGAGUCGAAACUGAGGAUGAUGAAGACGCUGAGUCUACUGCAUCAGUGGAACAAGCAUUAGUUGAAGUUCCUGAUGGACCAACACUCCACGACUCAGAUCUUUAUAUUGAGAUUGUGAAAAGUACAAAGUCUGUCCCAGAUUAUUCGGAGGUGGCUUAUCCUGAUUAUUUUGGUCACGUUCCUCCUCCAUUCAAAGAGCCUAUUUUGGAAAGGCCUUAUGGUGUACAAAGGACAAAAAUUGCCCAAGAUAUUGAGAGGCUAAUACAUCAGAGUGAUAUAAUAGAUCGAGCGGUGUAUGACUUAGAUAACCCAAAUUAUACCACUCCAGAAGAAGGAGAUAUUUUGAAGUUUAACUCCAAAUUUGAAUCUGGGAAUCUGCGCAAAGUAAUUCAAAUUAGAAAAAAUGAAUAUGACCUUAUUCUGAACUCAGAUAUAAAUAGUAAUCAUUAUCAUCAGUGGUUUUACUUUGAAGUCAGUGGAAUGCGACCAAGCAUUGCUUAUAGGUUCAACAUCAUUAACUGUGAAAAGUCCAACAGUCAAUUUAAUUAUGGUAUGCAACCACUCAUGUAUUCGGUUCAGGAAGCGUUAAAUUCUAGACCAUGGUGGAUUCGUGUGGGGACUGACAUUUGUUACUAUAAAAAUCACUUCUCAAGAAGUUCAAUUGCUGCAGGUGGGCAAAAGGGAAAAUCCUACUAUACAAUUACAUUCACUGUCAUUUUUCCACAUAAAGAUGAUGUGUGCUAUUUUGCUUAUCACUAUCCGUAUACGUAUUCAACUUUACAGAUGCAUCUUCAAAAAUUGGAAUCAGCACACAAUCCUCAGCAAAUCUAUUUUCGAAAAGAUGUGUUAUGUGAAACCCUGUCUGGAAACAGCUGUCCCUUGGUGACUAUAACAGCAAUGCCAGAGUCUAAUUAUUAUGAACAUAUCUGUCAAUUCAGAAAUCGCCCUUACGUUUUCUUAUCUGCUCGGGUGCAUCCUGGAGAGACUAAUGCAAGUUGGGUAAUGAAAGGAACAUUGGAGUAUCUCAUGAGUAAUAACCCUACUGCUCAGAGCUUACGGGAAUCCUAUAUUUUUAAAAUUGUCCCUAUGCUAAAUCCAGAUGGUGUCAUCAAUGGAAAUCACCGCUGUUCUUUAAGUGGAGAGGAUUUGAAUAGACAGUGGCAAAGUCCAAAUCCAGAUUUACAUCCUACAAUUUAUCAUGCCAAGGGUCUGCUGCAAUAUCUGGCUGCAGUGAAGCAUUUACCACUGGUUUAUUGUGAUUAUCAUGGCCACUCCCGAAAGAAGAAUGUAUUUAUGUAUGGCUGCAGCAUCAAAGAAACAGUGUGGCACACGAAUGACAAUGCAGCUUCAUGUGAUGUUGUGGAAGAUGUGGGAUACAGGACUUUGCCUAAGAUUCUGAGCCAUAUCGCCCCAGCAUUUUGCAUGAGCAGCUGUAGCUUCGUAGUAGAAAAAUCUAAAGAAUCUACAGCACGUGUUGUAGUUUGGAGAGAGAUAGGAGUACAAAGAAGCUAUACCAUGGAGAGUACUUUGUGUGGCUGUGAUCAGGGAAAAUAUAAGGGUUUACAGAUUGGUACUCGAGAAUUGGAAGAGAUGGGAGCAAAAUUUUGUGUUGGUCUAUUGCGUUUGAAAAGACUGACAUCCCCACUGGAAUAUAAUCUGCCUUCUAGCCUGCUUGACUUUGAAAAUGACUUGAUUGAAUCGAGCUGCAAAGUAACUAGCCCCACCACUUAUGUUUUGGAUGAAGAUGAACCUCGAUUCCUUGAAGAAGUUGAUUACAGUGCAGAAAGUAAUGAUGAGUUAGAUAUUGAAUUGGCUGAAAAUGCAGGAGACUAUGAACCUUCUGCACAAGAAGACGUACUUUCUGACUCUGAAUUUUCAAGAACAUACCUACCUUGAGCCCUUUGCCAUCUCUUGUGAACUGCAUAGAAGAAAUGAAAUAUCUUGGUUUUCAUUACAUAGGAAGUUUGAGAGCAGUGAGUGUAUAGAGAGGUGACUCAGAAAGUCAGAAAGCAGCUUGGGCCUGUUUGGUUUCAACACAAUAAAUAUGUUAUUAUUAAUUAAUGAUGAAAUUGGCACUUGUUUUAUUUUAGAUAUUCAAUGCACUUUACAUAGCAUUGAAGUAUCAAACAUUGGGUUUACUUUUUCAAAACCUGAGUAUCAUUGCAUGAAUUUUUAUCUCCUUAUGGUUAUAUCCUGCAUCAAAUGGAUAAUUUUGAAGUGUGUGAGAAAAUAAAAUCUAAAUUCUAGAGUUGUUGAGAAUCCUGGGUUGUUGAAAACUAAUAUGUAUGUACAUGGAUUCCUGUAGAUGUGUCUGUGUAAGGGUGGGUAGAUAUUGAAGAUAAGACUGUUCUUCAGAAUCAUGUUAACUGUUGAGUUGUGACUGAAAUACUCCAGAGUUUUCCUUGAAACCAUUACAUUCUACAUUUACCAAGUUAAACAAAUAAAAGCUCUAUUAAAUGUUGCAUUCAUUUUUU